AUAUUUCUAUCCGGAAUAUUGUCGUGUGACACACUACAACAAUAAUACGGAAGAGGUGGGAAUCAGGUGACACCACUCCCGUACAGCUGAAUUGUAGUUCUGACAGUAAAAACCAGACUGCAUUAUGGAGGACCAGGAGAUGCAACUGAAAGUCAGAAGGGUGACUGACAAGUUCACGGAGAGCAUGUACGUCCUGGCUAACGAGCCGUCGGUGGCUCUCUACAGGCUGCAGGAGCACGUCAGGAGGUCGCUGCCAGAACUAGUCCAGCACAAGACAGAUAUGCAGAGCUGGGAGGAACAAAGUCAAGGAGCCAUCUACACUGUAGAGUACGCAUGCAGUGCCGUGAAGAGCAUGAACAACAGCAGCUUAUAUUUCAAAAACAUUGACAGUCUUCUCCGUCAAGCCACCAGCAUGAAGGAACAGAUUAAUAAUUCUCAAGGGCGCAGGUAGGAGGCGGCAGUGAAUGUGUUCACUGAGACAUGGUGGUGAAAAAACACUACGUUGUUUUGAUCACACUGAAUGCUACAAAAGUGGCUUUAAUCUUCUCGUUAGUAGCAGUUUUCCCUCUCAUUAUUUAGUUGUGCUUGACCUCUAGAAACAUGUUACAUGGACAUAACCUGACUCAAUCUAUUAUUAUUUUUUGUUUCAAAUUCAGAAACUUUUAUUCAAAUGCAGAGCCUAUAAGGGACAGGAAAGCUUGACUAGUUAUGUCAGCCAUUAUCAUACACACCUUUGCUAAAAUGCAGAUCUCUACAAUAUGCUUUUUAUUAUCUUUAUCACUCAAAUAUCUAGGUAAUAUAACAAAGUUUUUUGCAUUGUCUUAUGCUUAUGUCAGUAUGCACUUCUCACAUUUUUUUUAAAAUGAGAGAUAGUCACUGAACAAUUAUUGUUAUCAGUACUUAAUGUAAAUUCGUAAAGCCACAAAAAUUAUAGAAUAUUACUAUUUUGAUAAGAUCUCCAGCGUCCUUAAGGCUAUAAAAGAUAUACUUGUGGGUCUUUAAAUGUUCACAUUUUUACUCCCUCAAUAUCUAAAGGAUCAUUCUUUUUACAUAUUUGGGGUGACCAUGGCUCUGGUGGCAGAGCUGGUGUCAGACGAUUAGCUACCAAGUGGAAAGGUGGUGGAUCCAUCCACAGCUCCUACAGUGUGUUAGUUAAAAGCAGUUAAGUAAAAAUAAAAGUACUGUAUGAAUAUGUGUGUGGUUGGGUCAUAGGACUUGGAGUAGAAAGCACUUUCAGUGUUCAAAUUGAACUGUAAGGUACUAUGCAAGUGCCAGUCCAUUUACAAUUUACGUUAUUUUUUUGCACUACAUCAUACCGUUCAUCAUUUUAUUUUUUUUGUUUUAUUUAUUUUAUUUUAUCCUUCAUCUAAUGUAAUAUAUCAUUUAAUAUAUUGCUUUUCAUUAAAGUUUGUUUCCCCUGUAAUUUCAAAAUCGUAAUCCAGACAUUUCUGAAUACUUUGUAGUUACUAGAAGCGUCAUACUUUCUGUUUGAUUUGUCUGUGUUGUUUUUUAUUUUAUUUUCCACCUUUUUUCCCUCCCACACUGACAACUGC
Messenger RNA from Oreochromis aureus, 1553 nucleotides. It is a transcript of the gene borcs8, whose product is annotated as BLOC-1 related complex subunit 8. The record is from RefSeq and is a predicted model, not a curated record. Bases 125 to 451 code for a protein of 108 amino acids. Gene Ontology annotation, cellular component: BORC complex. The transcript has 4 exons. Lineage: Eukaryota; Metazoa; Chordata; Actinopteri; Cichliformes; Cichlidae.